Molecule: messenger RNA, 1215 nt
Organism: Paramecium sonneborni
Lineage: Eukaryota; Ciliophora; Oligohymenophorea; Peniculida; Parameciidae
Source: the annotation of a GenBank genome assembly
AUGAAAUUUUCAAGUAAAUCUCCAACAAAAACUGUAAAAUAACAAUCUUCUUAUUCCCCAAACCAAGUUUAAAAAAAAGCUGUUCAUAAUUAUGUUGAAAAAUCAUUGGUUAAUAAAGAAGUUGAGUAUUGGAAAUUUAAGUAUAUGGAAUUGGAACAAUUCUGUUAGGGAAAACAAUCCUAUGAAAAAUUAGAAAAUGAGUUAUAAAUUUGGAAAUCUAAAUAUUAAUAGUUAACUCUUAGAGUAAAUAUAAUUUAUUUUAAAGGCAAGAGUAGCAAAAGGUUCAGAAUUAAUUUUACAAGAAUAUUAAAGUAGAAUAUAAGAACUUAAUUAAUAAUUUAAUAGUACUAAUUAUAAUUCAAUUAUAACUCACAGUCCUUAAAAGUAGGUUGAAUAAGCCAAAUAAAAUGAAUUGCAAAAUAAAAUUGAAUAAUAAUAAAAUGAAAUUAGAUCAUUAUAUAAUUAAAUAGAAGAAUUAAAGUAACAAUCAAAAUAACCCACAAAACGUGACUAAAUUACUACUUCAAAUAAUAGCAAUUAUUAAUCUUUUAAUUAGUCUGCAAAUACUUCAAUAUCAAUAUUAAAUUAAUAAUAUAUUUAAUAAAAUAUGAGACUUGAGCUGGAAUUAAAAAAUUCUGAAUAAGAAAAUAAGAGUCUUUAAGAAUAAAUAUAAUUCUAUUAGCAUAAUUUAGAGAGCUAACAAAAAAUAAUAGAUCAAUAAAAAUUACAUAUUAACUAAUUAGAAUAAAAUUUGGCUUCUGAAAAACUAAAGUAGCUUAAGUUGAUGGAUCAAAAUGCAAUAAAUUUAAAAGAUUAAGAAAUUAAAAAAUAUUAAGGUAAUUAAAUUUAUAAACUUUAGAUGAUAUAUUCAUUUUAAAUUCAAAAUUAAGGGAUUGUGAAAAGUUAAGAAGAUAGGAACUUAAUUAAAAAGAUGAACAUUAUACAGAGAUUAUUACUUAACUAAAAACAUAAAUACAUAAUUAAAUUUAAAGCGGAGAAAUGAGAUUGAGUACUUUAUAAGUACAAAUUAUAAAUUUAUAAUAGAAUAUUUUGCAAGAUAAAUAACUUAACUCAUCAUUUGGUCGCUUAAAUACUGAUUAUUAUUAAUAAUAACAUUCAAAUUAGUCAGAUAAAGUAAUAGUAAGACUUGAUUCAGAAAUGAAAACUUUAAAGUCUUUAAUAAAUGAAGAUAAAAACAAACAAAAAUAUUUCUGA